This is a messenger RNA of Aedes aegypti (yellow fever mosquito), 2264 nucleotides long. RefSeq lists its product as uncharacterized. Lineage: Eukaryota; Metazoa; Arthropoda; Insecta; Diptera; Culicidae. Bases 371 to 2059 code for a protein of 562 amino acids. The record is from RefSeq and is a predicted model, not a curated record. The transcript has 3 exons.
UAUAUGUCUCAGAAAUUUACACGUUUCGUUCGAACUGUGAAACAUUAAAAGAUAACAGUUAAAGGUAAUUAUAAUUUACAUGAGUUUUUUUACAUCAGCGCCACUAGCGUUUUACUACUAUUGUUUCUAUUAUCAAAACUCUUCAUGCAUGUUGUUUCGAUUUUAUUUCGGCACAUCUUUCUUAAAUGGUGCAUUUUACUCCAGAUCGACUCAAGAAUCAUCUCAAUGCAAUGUGCUCUGAAAACUAUGACGUAGCAGGCGGCUCAGAAACGAUCGUGGUUGACGUUUCCGGUACGCAGUGAAGCAUAACGAUUGUGUGUUAUUUCCGGAGGACAAAGAUCAACAUUAGAAGAAACAAUGAAACGGAAUAAUGCAGAUUGCAUAUGUUGAUCGGAGCGUAGGGGCAAUUUUAUCAGUUUAUUUGUAUUCUUUAUUGAUAGUGCUACUUAGUAUGAAUAUAAAUAGUGCACAAGUGAUCAACGACGUAACGCCUAUAGACAAUCGACAGUCCUAUGGAACUGUACUGUACAACAGCGUGGGAAGGUGUUUCGAUAUGAAUGACCCCCGAAUAAUUGAAGCUAAGCGUAUAUUCCAGGAUCUCAUGCCGUAUCGUAAGAAAAAGUUUGAUCCCUUGUCCGAUGAAAUCGUUCAGAGUCUCCUGCUCUACUUUAGCUCCGCCAGCAGAGUAGUUGACAAGCUGAUAACCAAGAACGAUGUAGUCGUAGCUGCUUGGUAUGAUACGACUGGAGAUUAUCUACACAGCUAUCUCUAUCCCGUGACAAAAUACUGUUUCUACUCUGGAAACGUGAGCUACUUUUCCGUUCAAAACGUUCAAGAGUAUUUCAAGAAGAUCAAACUUCGUCUCGAUACGGAUGGCAAUGGUUGGUCUAACCUGGAUUUAGACGCGAGCGGAUUUCAGUCGUCCAUUCAGGUGCUUAAAACCUAUCAAAACUAUACCAAGUGCUCAGAGUUGAGUUUCAACUCGAGUGUGGAAAUUCCUCUACCGAGGCUUGAGAUCGACGACGAUUCCAAAGAAGUUAUAUCUUUAUGGGUACCCUUGAAGUCAAGACAGGUUUACGAUCCGCGAACGAAAGCUUCUCUAUCGAUACUCAGAAUAUACGUGGAAACAGUUCUACAUUGCACUUCUAGUGGGAAACAAACUUAUCAGUUUGCAGUCCGAUUCAUGCAGUGGAUCGAAGAAAAUUUAAAGAAGUGCCUUACAGAUGCUACAUUCUAUCCAGGAUUGGAAUCGAUUCUGCGAAUCAAAAAAACUUUCGAAGCUGAAGUCGCCAUUAGAUCUGUGAGGAAGAAGUCAGUGAUCGAAGCUGACCACGAAUCAAAUUCGGGACUCAUGAGAUUAAUGGAUAGUUUAUUGGGAUCCGACGACUCAACGGAAACAGAAAACGACGACUCGGACGAGACAACCGAAGAUGAACGACGUUGGAUGCGAAUAAAACUCUUAACAGCAACUGUCUUUUUUGCGAUCUUCUUUCUGGUGCUUGUCGUUGUCGUAUCGGUCAAGCUGCGGAUGAAUCGAAAAGCCAUGAAACGGAAAGCAGCCGUCAAGAAAGAACACUUUAAACCAUGGGAUCGUAAGAGAUUUUCCAAGCGAAGGGGUGAUCAUUCGGAAGAAGAGGUCCUGCUGAUGAUGGAGAAACAGCCGAACGCAUCUGAAACCAGUGAAAGUGGAUGGAGACACGUAAGACCCCAGUUGCGACAUGACAGAGGCAAACAACAACAGCCCACAACAAGCCGACAAAUUCCUCCGUUUUCGGAUACCGAGGAGGAUGAUUUUCUUCCGUUCCAACCGAAAAAGUUUUCCUCGGAGAAAGUUCCCCUUGUCGCAAACGAGAACCCUAAGAAAAAGAGUCGCUGUGGACGUGGAUGUUUGUGCGUAAGCUGUAUCAGAAAACCAAAGAACCACCAUGAGCCUCAAGAUCUGCAGAACAACUCAGCGUAUAAACUGGCAAACAAAGCCGUAGAUCGAGAUGGGGAACGAACGAAAGCGGAGCUCCCUACGACCAAACCGGCAGCGAAAGAGAAAUCUAGUUUAAGAUAACUGGUAAAAGUAUAUGCUGUUGUGCAGGAUGAUUCCAAGCAGCGUGUUGAUCAUGAAAAGCUUAAAAAAACUAUGAACUAACAUAACUACACGUAAUUUGCGUUGAUACAAAAAUAAGCACAAUGCGCGACAUGUGUGUUUCGUCGUUUUUUUUAAAUAUAUAUUUGAUUUUUUUUACGCGGAAUAUAUUUAAUGUUGGUCGGAA